This is a messenger RNA of Saccharomycopsis crataegensis, 3585 nucleotides long. RefSeq names its product Hkr1 protein. The record is from RefSeq and is a predicted model, not a curated record. Gene Ontology annotation, biological process: hyperosmotic response; cellular bud site selection; osmosensory signaling pathway via Sho1 osmosensor. Gene Ontology annotation, molecular function: osmosensor activity. Lineage: Eukaryota; Fungi; Ascomycota; Saccharomycetes; Ascoideales; Saccharomycopsidaceae. The transcript has a single exon. The coding region runs from base 1 to 3585 and encodes 1194 amino acids. Gene Ontology annotation, cellular component: cell surface; extracellular region; site of polarized growth.
AUGAAUCUCAGAUUGACAUUGAUAUCACUCUCUGUCAUCGUGGCAUCAAUAGCAGCCGAGUCGUCGUCAUCAGAAGCCUCUGCACAUGUCGAAUCAACAUCAGCUACAUUAGCCGAAUCAACUAUCAAGUCAGAAACCACAGCAGCUCAAACCACAGCAGCUCAAACCACAGCAGCUCAAACCACAGCAGCUCAAACCACAGAAGCCCAUACGACAACUUCUGUGAUAGCUACGACUGCUAGUUCUGCCAUCAAGACAUCUGAAUCAUCGGCUUCUAAAUCAUCUUCAUCAGAAUCACAAACAUCAAAAGCCAUCACUUCCUCCACCCAAGAAGCAACAUCCAUAACAUCCACAACAUCUCCUGCCUCUUCUACUUCUGUGCAAUCCAAGGAAAAAUCCAGCACAACCCCAAGUGUUGUCACCUCAGAAAAAUCUAGCACAUCCAUACUCAGUAUUACUUCUGAAACAGCAGCACAGGUAACGGCAAUCUCAUCAUCCUCAUCACAAUCAUCUAAGAACACCGAAACUCUUUCUUCAGAUUCCGGCAAAGGAACUCUGGUUAUUUCCACCAGUGCUGCCGCUGCUACUCAAUCAACAGCUAGUGCUGCUACCUUAUCAACCAGUACAAGUUUACUGGGUAAGCAAGCCACUGUGAUCAGUUCUUCAGUAACUUUAUUCCAAGCUGGAUCCUCCGCUGGCUCUUCUUCCACGUUAAAAACUGAAUCUUCUUCUGUGAUAAAUGCAGGAUCUUCAUCUACCCGGAGUGCGGGCUCCUCUCCUGCGCAAAGCACAGACUCUUCUUCUACCCUAAACACAGGCUCCUCUCAUGUGCAAAACACAGGCUCAUCUUCUACGAUAAAUACUGGUUACACAACAUCAACAGAAUUAUCAUCUAAAAUUUCAUCGGCUUCCUCAUACUAUUCUCUAACAACAGACCUUGAUGGUUAUGUUCAUAGUGUUCUUGAAACAUCAUUAAGUACAGACACUAGCUUUUCCAGUUCCACCUACAACACCGGUUUGCCACCAAGCAGUGCAACUGGCUAUAUUACCUAUGUUAACUCACUUGGUCAAACAGUAACUUCAGGCAGUACUGGCGUGACAACAUCAGGAAAUCAAAUUUUGGGUUUAUUUGAUGGUAUGCUUUCUACCAUUGGUAGUAUUGUUGGUCUUCACGGUGAUACUACCAAGACUACAUCAAGCGAUUUGGCUACAAAAACAACCUCGGAAUCCUCUAGUUUUGGAUUGAUUUCAUCAAAAGUAACCUCAGACUACACAUCGGAACAUGGUGACAGACAUUCCAAAACUACCUCCACCUCUGGAGAUUUUUUCUCUAGUGUGACCAGCAUUGCUAACAGCAUCUUCAGCGAUGUUACCAGUGAUGUUGCUAGUGUCGUCAGCGAUGCCACCAGUGAUGCUAGAAGCAUAUUUAACCAUGUUACCAGUGAUGUGGCUAGUGUUGCCAGUGUUGCCACCAGUGAUGCUAGAAGCAUAUUUAACCAUGUUACCAGUGAUGUCGCUAGUGUUGCCAGUGAUGUUACCAGUGAUGUCGCUAGUGUUGCCAGUGAUGUUACCAGUGCUGUUGGAAGUAUUAUCAGCGAUGUCACCAGUAACUAUGGCCACUCAAAGACUCAUAGUACCAAGGACCAUUAUUCCACCAGUUUGGAAACCUCCAGCACUGCUAACAAUUGGUACGCUUCCGAAACCUCCAGCACCAUUCAGGAACAAACUACUUCUGAUAAACAUGGUCACAGCCAUACCAGUGCUCAGAGCACCUAUUAUAGUCAAGCAGUCACAUCAUCCUCCCAAAAUGAUUACAGUGACGCGGAUUCCACUUCUUCCUAUGCUCCUAUUUAUACCAGUAGUACUGCCUCUCACACUGUCAUUAGUGUUUCCUCCCCUACCACAAGUGGCGAUAGUGUGGUUAGUUCUAGUAGUAAAGAUAUGAGCGCUGCAACCUCGUACCACACUGAGAGUAUUCAACAAGCGACAACCUCCUACCAUACCGAGAGUACUCAACAAGCAACAACCUCCUACGACACUGAGAGUACUCAGCAGUCAACAACCUCACAAGUCAGUUUUAAACAAGUAACUACCUCACAAGCCACUAAUGAUCAAUCAUCAUCAUCUGAUUACAUCGUCUCUUCAAUUGUUGAUAAUGCUGACACUUCCGCUGCAAGUAGCACCAUUAAUGCCAAAACCUCAUCAUCCACCCACGAUGCUAGUGAGACCGUGAAAACUGAAGCAGAAGCUAGUGCUACCUCUUCCUCAAGAUCACAAGUGAGCUCUAUUGUUGUUUUCAGCCCAACUUCAGAUAGUUAUGUGGCUCUGACGGUUGCCGCUUCUGCAUACUCUGCUGCUCAAUCUUCUGAUGAUUCCAAAACUUCUGUUGUGGAUUCAUUGACUACCAAUCACGCAGGGUCUGUUUCUACUAUUUCCCCAUCUCUGAGCUCGAACUGGCUUCCAACCACUCUUCAAGUUGCUUUGAGUAGUAGUGCUGUAUCUAGUGAUGAUUCCUCGAACCAAAUCACUGCUAUCAGUUCUGGAGCUACAGAAACUUCUGAUGCCACAGUUUCUCACUCCACCAAGACUGAUAAAUCCACUCAGACUUCCAGUGCUGCUGCCCAGCUCCCUAAUGCCAUCACCCCUGCUAUUGAAGCCACUGUCGAGCAAAACUAUACCGUGAUCACCAUUGGUUUCAAAGCUAGCUUGAACUAUCCAUUUGUCGUCGAACAUUCUUUGGCAUCUGCCCAAAUCUUCCAGUACUUGCCAGGGGUUUUGAGUUUUGUUUUCAAUGAUAAUGAUAACCAAGUUUCCGUCAAACAAUUGGUUCCAUUCCAAUCUUCUGACUUGGAUUAUAUUGUCACAAUUGCUGAAGUUUACUUCCCUAAAGACUGGGUCAGCACUUUGAAUCAAUCAAUGCAAAUCACAUAUUCAAACUUCUACUUCAAUACCGAUGCUACCGAAAAUGCUUUGGCUCAAUUGGUUGAUAUUAGUAUUCCAUUGGUUGGUUUGGAAGCCACCGGCACUAGCUCCUCUUCAUCCUCCACUUCCACCUCCACUACCGUUGCGUCUGCCCAAGAAUCUGCCGAGGCUGGGUUAAGUAAUACCUCUACUGGAUCCUUCGAUUCUGUCCAAAAUACUCAAAAAGCUACCAACCCAAAGCUUCGUGCUGUUGUCUCGUCAUCUGGUGUUUCUGCUGCAGUUUAUAUUUCAGUAUUGUUGGUCGGGUUCAGAGUGUACAAGAAAAAGAAUGGCAUGAACUUCUCUUCCGACAAGGAUGGUAAUAUCAUCUUGCCAAUUUCUGAGCGUGGGGUAGUUGAUUUUGAAAAACAACUUGCUCCAGAAGUAUUGGUGAACCCUGAAUAUGAAGACCCGGCUUUGCAAAGAAGAAUGUCAUAUCAAUCGAUGACGUCUUUUGCUACCUUUGGUGGUGGUUAUGCUGAAACCAUUCCAGACCAUGAUGCGGGGGAUAUUUUCAGUAUUGACGAAAUGGACCAGUAUGAUGAUGAGGCAGCAAUGAUUCAAGAAGUCGAGGCCAUCAUUCCCUCUAUUUCUAACCCAACAUCUAUGAACAGUUGGUUCUGA